Pseudogymnoascus verrucosus is the source of this 2007-nucleotide messenger RNA. RefSeq lists its product as uncharacterized. NCBI's taxonomy places the organism in Eukaryota, Fungi, Ascomycota, Leotiomycetes, Thelebolales, Thelebolaceae. The transcript has 3 exons. The record is from RefSeq and is a predicted model, not a curated record. Bases 514 to 1581 code for a protein of 355 amino acids. Gene Ontology annotation, cellular component: cytoplasm.
AUCUUGGCCAAGGCCCGGAAACUGAGAUAUGACAUCAGGAGUGACUUCAUAUUGUUAGAAGUGGAAAGUACCAUCCUGCAAUGCCCAACACCAAACAUAUACCUGUCUAGCUUAGAUAGUGUAAGUACAUCUACAUGGCUGGGAAAUCGGAUCGGUGACAGUGUCCAGCCAGGGCCGGAUACAUCUUUUUUACCUCCUCUCCCAACUAAAUACUUCGUCACACCCCCCCGCCGUUCCAUCCCAUUCUCACCCAUAUAUCAUAUUGUAUAGACACUCCUAAAAAGUCUAAUUUCUACUCCAUAAUCUCUCUGACUCCGCCAUCUCGAUUCAACUAGAAUAUCCAUUCACUGUCUCUACAAAAGAGCUGUUACCAACCCAAUAAACCCGUGUGAGAGACGCCAUCAGGCAUCGGAUAUUGGGCAUUGAAAUAGGCAGCUCUACUCAAAUCGUCUACGACAUCACAUAUUGAAUUCAGCACUCCGGCUAGCUUCUACUCUCAAGAGAGCUACAGACAUGGGUAGCACAUCUGAAGAUAAAGACUGGGCGUCGAAGUAUCUCCUUGACCCUCUCACGGCUCCAGAGCCCAGCCAGCUCACAGGCCCGGGGACUCACUUUGGGUCCACGUUGGACAAGAAACUCACGCCAACCCCUCCGGCCUCGACGAGGUCAUCUCAGUCCAAGUUAUCAUCGAGAAACCCAUUCCGUGAUCCCCAACCUCAGCAACCCCUAAUCGACGUCGGCCAGCAAGCCCAGGGAGGUCAGGCUCUCAACGACAAACCACUCCCGAGGGGACCUCCAAGACAACGCCAUGGUUCUCUGAGCCAGAGGUACCCUGGAGAUGUGUCCCACCGACCUCUUGAUGUGAUUAGGAAACAGAAUAAGUUGGCCAGCCAAGCGCCACAUCUGAAGAAAAAGCAUCUCCCUCGAGCAGACCUUAUCGAUAGCUUGGAUGCUUCCAUGGACCAGCUCUAUCAUCACGAAGGACCUUACGAUGCCACUCUCCUCGCAAGGAAUACGAGCAAGUAUCAGAGUCCUAUCGAUGCAGUUCGUUCAUCAAAUGCAGAGGCAUUGAAAGCUACUCCCCAGGAGAACAUCGAAGAUGCGCUUCGCAGGCAUGUUCCGUUGUAUGGGGUCGGCAUUGUGCCUCCUGGGGGACGACUCGAAUCUGGGCAGGUCAUGGACUACACCGAGGGUGAUGACUUAAUGAGGGACUCUGACGCGCCUGGUGGGGCCUAUAAAAGAUGGGAUGGAGUAAAAUACCUACCAGAAGAUUAUAAAGGAAAGGGCGAGCCGUCGUUUUCUGCCGACGCAGCAAGGGGCAAGGGGCCUAGUCAUAGGAGGAUUGCCUCGGAGAACAACUUUGUCUACGAAAUGCAACCAACACCAAGGUCAAGGCCGUCGUCUCAUCAGCGAAGUACCAGCAGCAUUGGACCUGAGCAACGGGGCUCGCCAUCGGAUGCUGCGAGGUAUCCGGAGUUUGAGAGAAACGGGAGACCAAGCUCUAUAGGGCGCAAAUUCGGUGAUGGUAUCAAACGCCGAUUUGGGAGCUUAAGAAAGAACAAAAAGCCAACUGAAGAGUGAAGUGCUCAAAAAGCAUUGCAUCUAUAUCAGCUCCUAUGACUGUUCACUCUUCAGUCAGCUUCUAUGUCACGAGAUGUGCUUUAUAGUUGCCCCUAGAGUUGAUCUCACUGCCAAGCACCAGCGAGGUCAUGGCUCCAGUACCGUCAUUAGGGGGCGGGGAAGAGCGCGGGGUAGGCAAGUGAAGUACUUAUUGGGAUAUGGGGUCGGAAUAUUCUUUCCUACGUGGCACUCACUCAUAUUGGCACUACCCGUCGCGAUGUACGAUUAGUGAUGGGCUGUGGCACGAGUGAUACAAUAUGAGAAGAAGCCACGUUGCUUUUAGAGCUUGUCAGCUGGAAUUAUUUGAGCAUUCUUGAAGUCCGCGGGCAAUUGUAUUAAUAUUAGUACGGGCAUUGAUUAAAUAAAUUUGAAAAUAGCCAUUGGCGG